AUGGACUCUAGAGAUAUAGUUGGAUCACUUUCCUAUUAUUUGAAAAUGUCGAACACUAUAGACGAAAAUAAAUUGGAGAAACUCAUUCUCUCGCAAAUAAUGGAGGAGGAAGGAUUGACCAAUAACAACAAUAAUACUAGUAGCAGCAUUACCACAUCUCAAUCUUUAAUCUCUCUUAAUCAUGAGCAACAACCACAACAAAAUGAAGAAGAGCAACACCAAGUUGUAUCAAACAAUCAUUCAAACACCAGUGAAUCAUACCAUACUCAAGACUUUGAAAAUCCUUCUAAAUCAUCCUCAUCGGAAAUAUUACAAAACCUCCAAUCAGCUGAUGAAAUCAAUUCAAAUAAUUGUCCAAUAAUAGUUUCAUCGUUGUUAGUGGACCAAGAAGAAAAUGCGCCAACAGCACCUCAACAAUUUUUGCUCACUGAGGACAAUCAAAGUUUCCGAAACCCUUCUUCUCGCACUCAGGUAAAACUUAUUAAUAAUAAUACUACCUUCCAAACUAAUACCUCACUAUCUCUAUCACAAUAUGAAACAAAUCAAGAAAAAACUACUCAACACCAUCACCACAUCAUGCAACGAAAAAUAGAACCAAUAAUUACUGAGAGUGGUGGCCUGAUAUCACCAUCAUCUCCUUCUUUAACUUUUAAAAUCAAAGAGGAAACUGCCUCACCAACCAUUUCAACAACAAAUAGAGUUGAGGAUUUUCAAUUUACAGUUGUGGAAAUUCAAACAACUGUCAAUGACGUUAAACCACCAUCAUCAAUAUCGAACUGUUUUUAUUUCAUCAAGAAAUGCUCUAAAAAGGUGGACAAGAUUUUGAUAUGCAUUAUUGUUUCCACAUUGAUAAUUAGCUGUUUCCUUCUUUCAUUCCCAAUACCAUUAAUUUCAGUCGGAACGUAUUAUUUACAAUCGUCAAAAUUCGAAAGCUCAACAGAUUCAGAUGCAAAUUCACUUAUUUUCACAAGAUUUCCUUGUUUUGUAGUUGGGAGGAGUAAAUGCAAUUCAGAUGGGGAUUUGACAGGAACCUUAUUCAAAGUUACAUUUCCCUCAUUUCUAAGGGACAGUUCAGAUCAAAACUCAACCAACCAAUCCACCCAAGCCAGAACAGCAAAAACAAGAAGUCUUCUCACAAGCACGUGCUACACCUACUCGAGUCAAUAUGUAGAAGAGAAGGAAUAUAUUUGUUAUACGAAUAGAGAUGAAUCAAAGGUUUCUCUCUCGGAACCUUCAUCUCAAAACUCUAACUAUUACACCAAUGUUGGAUUUCAAUUGUUAUUAUUUGGAGUUAUUGGUUUGAUUGCAAGUGUGUGCAUUGUCGUAUCCAUAUGCUGUACCAGUUGGAUUCUCAUUGAACACAAACCUUGGAAUAGUUCCUCACUAACAACUCAGGAUCAAGUUCUUAAGGAAGCCACUGCUGAGGCUCAAGUGAAAGAAAAGGUUGAAACAGUUUAG
Messenger RNA from Naegleria gruberi, 1458 nucleotides. RefSeq lists its product as uncharacterized. Bases 1 to 1458 code for a protein of 485 amino acids. NCBI's taxonomy places the organism in Eukaryota, Heterolobosea, Eutetramitea, Acrasida, Naegleriidae. The transcript has a single exon. The record is from RefSeq and is a predicted model, not a curated record.